UUCAGUGCGCCUGUGCGAACUAAUCUCCGUACACCUUCGACAGCGAUUUCUGAGCACUGUAUUCAAAUUGUUAGUUAGCUAGCUACGCAAGCUAAUAUUUAUCUAAGCAGUGUAGCUAUGUUCAAAUGAAAAUUUAUAGAAUACAGUAACCUGAUAAUAGUUGUUACCUAGGUUUUGGCACUAUUGGUAGCUAAAUUAGCUGGUUAGUUUAGCUAGUUCCGUCUGGCUUCAGUUGUGUGAUUGAACGACGUAGCCAGCUAACAAGGGAUUUAAAGUCGAGCGAAGCAGGAAGCAGCUUUUGGAGGAUUGUUUCAAAGAGAGAUGUUUGUUUCUGUCGGCGCGAUGCGUGAAGAAACCGGGUGGCAGUACCGACUCUGACAACAUAUCCCGAAGAUUGGACAUUGGCGAGUAAUAUGCUCGGAAGCGGUGGAUGGUGUGCUCGCCUUCUGAGUCGGACCAGUAGGCCGCUCCGUCAGCCUCUCCUGUGGUGACCGCUUUGUUUUGGGUCGGCCUCUGUGAUUAGAUCCUUCGUCCAGGGUGGAGAUCCGGACAAAGGAUCCGCUUCGGGAAAGUCUUAUUCCUGGUCUUAAUGUUGGUUAGGUUGAUCCUGGAUGCCAGGCUACAGAACCUUCCGCUGCAAGACAUAUGUAAACAAUGGCUCUUUGCCGGACGAAGCAUACCGUAGCCCUUGGAGGAAUAAUUCAAGUCCACAGAAGUCAGGAAUCCCAGACACUACUACUGUCGGGGACGUUACAAGGCCUAUGGUCUUCUGAAGUGAGAGCUGCUGGCCUUUGGACUGUGAUGGAAAAUCGUGAUGAUGAGGUGGACUUGCAGCAGAGUACGACAGGGAGUGAGGGGGGGAACUCAUCAGGUGGAACCCCUCCCUCCAAACGCAAGGGCAAGUUCUCCAGCUUCGGGAAUAUGUUCAAGCCCUGGAAGUGGAGGAAGAAGAAGAGCAGUGAGACGUUUCUGGAAACCUCAAUAGUGUUGGAGAGGAAGAUCUCAGUAAGGAGACCUCGUCAGGAGCUGAUCGACAGAGGAGUGCUGAAAGAACUCCCAGAGAAUGAGGGCAACGAUGUGAACCAUUCCAAAGGUCUGGUGGUGAAGAAUGGCCAGCCAGUACCUAUGGAUGUUGACCGGGUCUCAGAGUCAGGGAUCAAGGUGUCCCGGGGGGAGGCAGGCCCAGGGCUUAACCCCACCUGGCUACCCCAGGGAGAGGACGCACAGCGGGGCAGCGUCCCUUCAGACGACCCCCGGAGCAGGAGCCGGGUGCCCUCUGACGCCUCGCGCUCCAACCGAGCCCCACUGGACGUAGACUCACACGCCAGGCUAUCGGUCAUAGAUCUGGAGAGACGGAGUAGACUGCCGUCUGACAUGUCAGAGAGGAGAGGAGGGUCACUACUGAGAGGACCUGCUCCGGAGGAGGGGAGGCAACGGAAAGAGGAUAAAGAGGACAAAAGAGAGGAGAGGAGAGACGGGAAAGAGGACAAGAGAGAGGAGAGGAGAGACGGGAAAGAGGACAAGAGAGAGGAGAGGAGAGACGGGAAAGAGGACAAGAGAGAGGAGAGGAGAGACGGGAAAGAGGACAAGAGAGAGGAGAGGAGAGACGGGAAAGAGGUCAAGAGAGAGGAGAGGAGAGACGGGAAAGAGGACAAGAGAGAGGAGAGGAGAGACGGGAAAGAGGACAAGAGAGAGGAGAGGAGAGACGGGAAAGAGGACAAGAGCGAGGAGAGGAGAGAUGGGAAAGAGGACAAGAGAGAGGAGAGGAGAGAUGGGAAAGAGGACAAGAGAGAGGAGAGGAGAGAUGGGAAGGAGGAGAGGAGAGAUGGGAAGGAGGAGAGGAGAGAUGGGAAGGAGGAGAGGAGAGAUGGGAAGGAGGAGAGGAGAGAUGGGAAGGAGGAGAGGAGAGAUGGGAAGGAGGAGAGGAGAGAUGGGAAGGAGGAGAGGAGAGAUGGGAAGGAGGAGAGGAGAGAUGGGAAGGAGGAGAGGAGAGAUGGGAAGGAGGAGAGGAGAGAUGGGAAGGAGGAGAGGAGAGAUGGGAAGGAGGAGAGGAGAGGUCCUCGUGAUGAGAGGGAGGAGAGGGAAAGAAAGGAUCGGUGGGAGAGGGAAGAGAGGGAAAGAAAGGAUCGGUGGGAGAGGGAAGAGAGCGACAACAGGGAAAAGAGAGACUGUAGAGAGGAGAGGGAAAGGAGGGACAGAGAUGAUCGAGAGAAGAGAGAAGAGGGGGAGAAGGAGGAGAGGAGAGGAGAAAAAGAUGACAGAAGAGAGGGAAAAGAGAGAAGAGAUCGUGAGAAAAGAGACGACAGGAGAGAUGACCGGGAAAGAAAAGAUGACCGGUACAAGAUAAUCGUUCGUGAAAAGCCAGACGAAAGGGGGGAGGAGAGGGAUAGGAAGAGGAGUCCUCCUAGGGCUGCUAAACCAGAGACCCUCUUGAGACCUAUAGAAGUGUGUCGUCCUGUGGUCAGACUUCACUCUGAGAUGGAGCUAAGGCAGAGUCUCCAGAAGACCUCAGAGGACCUCCGUAGCAGGGUCCGCCCUGCCUCUGAGGCUUACCGCGGGAGCACCCUGCCCAGGUACAUGCCAUCUGAGGAGACCAAAGGAGGGGAGACCCGCGGACGAGCAGAGUCCACUGGUGUCCGCUUCGCCCCUGGCCACACCCCAGAUCCUGACUCCACCCGUGACUCCUCCCGUAGAGAGCCGCCUCCUACUAAACAGGCCAUGCUCCCUCCUAAGAGCCACCCCACUAUCACCACCUCCACUGAGCCUGUCCGGACCUCCACCCCACCCUCCUCCUCUACCUCCCCUGCUGUAGCGGUGGCCAAGCCCGCCAGGACUGUCUCCCUGGUCAUCAGUGAUGACCCUCCUCCCACCCACUCCAACCCUGUUCCCCUUGUACGGUCCAGCCAGGUACCCCCCUCCUCCACCACGGGGGAAUCGGCCACUCCUCCACCCGUACCCCCCCAUGCCAAGCAGCCACCUGUACCCCCACCCAAACCCACCAACCGCAACAGCAACCCUGCUCUGCUUGUGUCCACAUUGAACAGUGCCUCCAGGGUCCAAGGUCCCCUUUCACCUCACUACUGUACUAGCUGGAGAAGGCAGGGGGAGCUGGGCCUGUACCUUUCCCUGCCCACCUACCUCCACCGCCGACGGGCUGAACAAGCCUGCUCAGCGGAGCUCUCUCAGGCUGGCAGUGGUAUCAUUGUUGUUCCUGCCCCCACCAGGCGCUCUCCUCCCACUCCGCCCAAGAGGAUGACCCCCGUCACCAAGCACCAAUCUGGCGACCCGCCCCCUGAGCCGGAGACCUCGGGCCCCUCUGGUUCUGUCCCAGUCCCCAUACCUACUGUCUCUGUACCCCCCAGCACAGCCCGAGACGGCACCAGGGACACCCUCAGAGCAGUAGGGUUCCAACUACCCACCUCUGACCCUGCACCAGCACCCCGACCUCUGUCCCAUAUACCUACGUCCACUCCCAGCUCCCACCCCCACUUACCGCUCCCCAACCCUGCCUCCGCCCCCCCCCCGGUCCCACUCCCCUUCCCUCAGAAGGACCCUCCCAGCCCCACCACAGAGCCGCCCAGCCACCCCCCAGCCUCAGUCCCAGCCAUCCCCCUUCACAUCCUGAUCCAGCGGGCCCUGUGCUCCCCCAGCCCGGCUCAGGCUAAGCCAGAUGGGUCCCAGAGAGCCCACUCCAUGCUGUUUGAGUCCCCCCCAGAGUUCCUCACUGAGGCUGGAGGCCGACGCUCCCUACCCGUUACCAUAGAACCCCUCAGACUACCUGAGGAUGAUGACUUUGACAUGGAGGAGGAGUUGGAGAAGCUUCAUCCCAGACGGAUGCUGCCCCCCAGGCAGCCUGAGCUGGAGCCCAGGAGCAGGAGGGGUCUGGUGGUCGAUCCUAGGGUCAGUGUAAUCCCAGAGGGCCGGGGGCCCGGAGACAGCAGUGAGGAGGAUGAGGAGACAGACUCUGACGGACCCAUCCUCUACAGAGAUGACGAUGAAGACGAGGACGACGAUCCACCAAGUGCCUUGGCCAGCCGUGUGACAAGGAAGGACACCCUGGCUCUGAAGCUGGAGAGACAGCAGGAGAGAGAGGAGCAGGAGGGAGGAGAAGGACAAGACGGAGUCGGCUGGCAGAGCAGGGAGCAGUGGGAGGCACUCAAGAACAAGAUCGGUACCACGCUCAACAGGAGGUUGAGUCAGAGACCCACAGCAGAGGAGUUGGAGCAGAGAAACAUCCUUCCAGCCAGGAACGAAGCUGAUAUCAGGGCAGAGCGGAGCGAGAUCAAACGCAGACUCACCAGAAAGCUCUCCCAGAGGCCCACCAUAGCAGAGCUUCAGGCCAGGAAGAUCCUGCGUUUCCAUGAGUACGUAGAGUGUACCACGACUCAAGACUACGACCGCCGUGCAGACAAACCUUGGACCAAGCUCACUCCCUCCGACAAGGCUGCCAUCCGCAAGGAACUGAACGAGUUCAAGAGCUCUGAGAUGGAGGUUCACGAAGAGAGCAGGAUCUAUACCAGAUUCCAUCGGCCUUAGCUGUUCUCCCUGGCCCGACUGCAGAACAAGUGCAAUACUGAGCCGGGGGGUUGCAGGACUGCAAUACGGAGCACACAGACCCCUGGUGACUGCAAUUUCCACAGCCCCCUGUCCUGGCACAAGCCUGUUCCUCUCCUGUAAGGAACACUGUAACAAGGGACUAUGGAUGUGGCCACUCAGUCUAUCCAGUCAUUGUUCAAACCACAGACUAGAAGUGUGGCCUAUAGAUAAACGACUUGCAUCUAAAACCAUGGACUAGGGAUUUGGCCUCUUGGCCAAACCACUUACUGUUAAAACCAUGGACUAGAGGUGACCUCCAUCGGUCCAACCCCUUGCAUAUGAAUCCAUGGGACUACUGGUACUACUGUACUCCAGCGUUGAUCUGUCGGACCAGACAACCCACAGGGAGAGCUGGAGAAGAACUAGCUGGACGAGGUAUAGUGGUUUAGGCCUAUUUCAGUUGCCAUUUUGUAGGUUCGUUGUGCCAACACUGACUAUCAGAAUAGGAAGGACAAGAGGGACAGACGGCGAUUGUGACAAAGGAUGUCCUGUUUUGUUCCACACAUCACCUCCAUUCUCUGUCGUUCCCUAAAGCAAGAAUGUUCCCAAGAGGCCUUUACUGUACCUGGUUUUUAGAGUUCCUUCAACACUUUGCCCUAUUUUUAUUUGAGAACAGAAAAUAAUUGUAUACGUGUUGAUUGUUGAUCAUGACGAUGGUCAACAUUAGUACACGGUAGUAUUAAUGAUUUAUUGUUCAACUAAAUGUGAUACAGAACUUUGUUAGACUACAUGACGCUGGUGAAACCCUCAAACGUGUGUUUAUGGGUACCCAAUGGUACCGACCUUAUUUCUAAUGGGACAAUACAUUGAGUGAUACGGAAACUGUAUGGAGUAAAUGUGAAAUGGCUAUAGCUUGCCUACAUGUCGGUGAUGGGUUUAGUUGUCCAACCACAAGACAUUAGUUAAAUUGAAACUCAAAUGUAGUGUCUGCUAGUCAGCUAUCUAGCUGUGUUACAUAGACCUUAUUCAGCAUCGCUCCAUUUUCCCAAACACAAUGAUGUGCAUUUUAACUGUGUUCUGUUGAUUAUCUAAGUGAUUUUGUGACAGCCCAUAAUAUAAGCUGACUAAUCGUUUGUUCAGUGUAGUAAUAAGGAACCAUAUUGUUAAAAUGGACAUUUAAAGUAAUGAAAAAUAAGGAAGUUGUACAAUUUGAAACGUUAGAACUAAUAUAAUUUAAGACACAACCUAAAGCUUACAUACACUAUAAUUAUUUAACGGUUGGUGUUGAAAGACUGCGGCAGGAACAUGGAUAUAUUUUUACUUCACAUUGUUUAAUGUUACUUUGUGUAUGUAGGUCAUUGGUUGGCCUCAGCUGUAUAGACUUAUCCUGUAGAUUGAUUUAAUUGACUUUAUAUUAUGUCUUCCUAAUGUUAACACAAAUUUGUUUUUAAAUGUAAUUAAAGAGUUACAACAGUG
Salvelinus fontinalis (brook trout) is the source of this 6012-nucleotide messenger RNA. RefSeq names its product phosphatase and actin regulator 4A-like. The record is from RefSeq and is a predicted model, not a curated record. The transcript is spliced from 19 exons. Gene Ontology annotation, biological process: neural crest cell migration; actin cytoskeleton organization. Gene Ontology annotation, molecular function: actin binding. Bases 655 to 4536 code for a protein of 1293 amino acids. NCBI's taxonomy places the organism in Eukaryota, Metazoa, Chordata, Actinopteri, Salmoniformes, Salmonidae.